Molecule: messenger RNA, 1527 nt
Organism: Diutina rugosa
Lineage: Eukaryota; Fungi; Ascomycota; Pichiomycetes; Serinales; Debaryomycetaceae
Exons: 1
Coding region: 1-1527 (508 amino acids)
Source: RefSeq, a predicted model, not a curated record
AUGGACCAGGAAUUGAAAGCGAUCAAAAAGUAUAAGGUAUACGACGCCUCCAAGCCGCAAUGGGUGGACCCUCAAACUCCCGAGGGGAAGCGGAAACUCGAACGCACGGUGGGGUUAAGAUGGCAACACGAUACCGCCGCCGACGGGUCCAAGCUCUCGACUUUGAUUGCUGAGGGUAACAAACAACCCAAGGAGACCUAUGGUAGCGAUAUUUCGGCGCCUACCCUCAGCAUGAAGCUCUUACGCACGAUCAUCAGUUACGCCGUGUACUACCAGAUGCAGUUUCAUAAGGUCGAGGUGAAGCACGCGUUCAUGUACGCCGACCUCGACACCGAAUUGUAUGUCAACCCACCACCUAAAGAUCCCAUACUUGCCGAUAACCGGAUUAAGCUGGGGUUAACGCCGAUCUACAAAUUGAAUAAAGCCAUGCAAGGCUUAAAGCAGUCGCAUGUGCGGUGGUAUGAGCAUUUGCGUAAGUUUAUGGUGGCGAUCGGGUUUAAGACCUCGCCUGACGCCCCCGCGGUGUUUGUGGCUAAUGUCAAUUUCAUCUUUAAUACGAUUAUUGUCGGCGUAUUUGGCGACGAAUUAUUUGUGGUAACCCUCCACCCAGAGAGCUACACCUGGUUUCAAACUCAAUUAAACCGGUACUUUGAAAUCAAAGAGUUUUACCGUCCCAAAAAGUUUAUGGGGCUCGAUAUCUCGUAUGAGAAGGAGAGCGUCAAAAUCUCGAAAAAGACUCAAAUUGAAAAGCUUAUUAAAAAAUAUAGUCUCGACCCUAAAGCCGGUGGUAAGCUCGACUCACCUAUUCCGGCCAAAUUCGACUGGUCUCGCUUCGACGAUAAGGAGAACUUGAUUGCCAAAAUGAGCGAUGACGACCUCGCCGAGGGGAAAAAAUGGAUGAACCUGCGUAUGGGUGCGUUAAAUGACCUCGCCAAUACCUGUCGUGAAGAUAUUUCUAAGUAUGUUGCCAAACUUUCGCAAUUUCAGGACUACCCUCAUUUACUCAUCCAGAGGCUUGUCCAGCGAGUAUUGCUCUACGUGGCUCAAACUCCCGAUAAAGGGGUGCUGUAUAACCGUGCUCUGCUCCACCCAACAAUCAUUAACUGCUGGACGGGCCGCUUUGCUCCUGCUCAGUGCUCCAUAUUGAAAUACUUCAUCUACACUACCGGUAAUAUCACCUGGGGUAGUCGCGAAAUCAAGUCCUCCGCUACCGAAAUGGACGACCGGUUCACUAUUUUAUUUAAGGCGAUGGACGAGAUUUACUGGAUCCGCCGAGUGUGGCUUUUCUUGAAACGUGGUCGCGACGAUAAAGAUUUGCUCACCGACGAAGUGGCGGUGUUGAUUGAUGACGAGGACAUGUUUGACCAUUUUGUCAAUAACGACUAUAAGCUGUCGUCGAAUGAACUUAUGGAUAAGUUCCGCCCGGCGCAGAAGUUGCUUACUUCGCACAAGUGGAUGUUUGGCCCCAUCGACCCGAACCCAGUGUGGAUGGCCGAAGAAGAGUUGAAAGAUAAGCUCGUCAUCUAA